Molecule: messenger RNA, 648 nt
Organism: Ostertagia ostertagi
Lineage: Eukaryota; Metazoa; Nematoda; Chromadorea; Rhabditida; Trichostrongylidae
Source: the annotation of a GenBank genome assembly
AUGAUGAGGUUGUUGAAACCAUCGAAUUGUUUGGGAAUUCGAGCGUUCGCCGAUACCUAUGCAUGCCAGGAGCUUCUUCGCUGCGCUGACAAGUAUAUCUCCCAUAAUUUCCAGGACGUUGUUGGUAGUGAGGAAUUUCUACAACUUUCUGUUGAUCGCUUAAUUGAAGUAAUUUCAUGUGAAGAUCUGCAUGUACAGUCAGAGGAGCAGGUUUUCGCAGCAGUGCUUGAAUGGAUUAAAUUUGACCUGGCAGCUCGGAAACAGUUCCUCCCGAGGGUUUUGGAGCACGUACGGCUUUCGUUCUGUCAGCCAGAAUUCCUUGUCAACACGAUAGGCAAAGACGAGUUAGUGAUGACUGAUGUGGCCUGCCGAGAUUUCGUCGAUGAAGCGAAGGCUAUUGGAGGAGCAGUCAAUGGAGAGGCCCUCUCCUCCGUAGAAAAGCUUGAUCUUCGAGUAGCCAAUCCGAGUUGGGUACGCGUUGCUCCCAUGAGCAAGAAAAGAUUUGAUUCUGGUACUAACCAGUGGUCGAAUGACAUUCGUCCAACCUCCAUGGCACGGGCUGCAUGUGGUGUGGCUACAGACUACUGGCAUAUUUAUGCAGUGGGCGGUCACAACACUGUAAGUUGCUUGGAGGUAGUUGAAAGGUAA